Messenger RNA from Ficedula albicollis (Collared flycatcher), 765 nucleotides. RefSeq lists its product as uncharacterized. Lineage: Eukaryota; Metazoa; Chordata; Aves; Passeriformes; Muscicapidae. Bases 1 to 765 code for a protein of 254 amino acids. The transcript has 2 exons. Gene Ontology annotation, molecular function: metal ion binding; hydrolase activity; nucleic acid binding. The record is from RefSeq and is a predicted model, not a curated record.
AUGGCUAAAGAGGAGUCCAUCCAUUCAGGGGAUAUUGGCAGGAAUCAGGCUAUUGACCAAGACUACAGAGAUGCCGCAGGUCUGGACCGUGGUCACUUGUGUCCCAGUGGCCACCGUAGUCCACAGAAAAACGCUACCUUUACUCUCACCAAUAUUGUGCCCCAGUACAUGACACUCAACCAGGGUGCCUGGAAGCAGUAUGAAGACACAACGAUGCCCCAGAAAACCCGGGACUGUGUUAAAACCUAUGUCAUCACAGUACUGACACCUUUUCCUCUUCUUCCUCUGGUCAACAAGCUGGUCAACAUAGAUUUUGGCAAGGAAAUGGCUGAGGAGUCGUCCAUCAAAUCCGGGAAUAUUGGUCAGAAUCAGGCUAUUGACGAAGACUACAGUACUGCCCUGAUGCCUGUGGACCGUGGUCACUUGUGUCCCAGUAGCCACCUAAGUGGACAGCACAGCACUAGGGCUACCUUCACCCUCACCAACAUUGUGCCCCAGUACAGGACACUCAACCAGGGUGCCUGGAGCAACUAUGAGGGCUACACGAUGCGCGAAAAUACCCAGGGCUGUGAUACCACCUAUGUCAUCACAGGUGCUGUACCUGGGAACACCAACACCACCAAUGGCAGGGUUAAUAUACCCAGCCACAUCUGGUCAGCUGCCUGCUGCGUGAGUAAGAAUGAGCCCAUUAAGGCUUGGGGGGCCAUUGCUGAGAAUCAGAUACACAAUAACCUGAAACUUUUCUGCAGAUUUUUGGGAAGUUAG